Messenger RNA from Rotaria sp. Silwood1, 1236 nucleotides. The record is from the annotation of a GenBank genome assembly. Lineage: Eukaryota; Metazoa; Rotifera; Eurotatoria; Philodinida; Philodinidae.
AUGACUUCUUUAAAAUUGAUAUUGUUUAUUCUUGCAUAUAUUGUAAUAAAUGUCAAAGGAAUAUGUGACCGUCAAAGUGGUCCAGUUGGAAGUAUCGAAUGUUCUUUCAAUCCAGAUUUCGAUAAAAAACAAUGGAAUACUUGCCUUACAAACAAUUAUAUCCAACGGCAAUCACAAGGACGAGAAAAGUGUGCUGAUCAAACAGAUAUUUAUUGUACGUAUGCAUGUAUGCCUGAAGUAUAUUACGUAAGAGAUGGCAACGUAGUUGACACAUGUGCUUGUAACGAUUCAUUAGUACCACCGACUUCUUCAUUACCUACUGAAUGUUUGAGUCCUGAUGGAUCGAAUUGUGAUUGGUACAAAAAUUGUCUCGAACGUAAAUAUUCAUGUCAAGGUAGUUCAACUGAACAUCUUUUCAUGUAUACCACAAUCUUCUGUAAUCUAUACAUAAAACAUAAAAAUGUAUUUACUGAUCGGGCACUACGUUGGAUCAAUGAUGGACGUAAAUGCUUACAAGUAGCUCUUGUUCCGUUUAUUCGACCAUUUGUUAAUGGAACUUGUCAAGAAAUUCAUGAUGCAGCAUUUGAUGCAUUCAAAUCUUGCAAUAUUAAACCUUAUCCAGAAGAAGGAUCAAUUUCAGCUUAUGCUUGGUUACAAAAUGCACUCGAUACUUUCUAUGAAUGUCAAAAUGAUCCGCAAGCAAAUGAUUUUGGACAUGUCUAUCAAGAAUUUAAACUUACAAUUGAUCUUAUUCAAACAUCAUGGAAUAAUCAAAUCAAUUUAAAUAAAAAUCAAUUUGAUCAAAUUGCAGUCGAUAUUGCCCAUAGAAUUGCUAAAUUUCUCAUGGCACCAUCAGAACGAUGGGGAUGGUAUGCAUAUGGAAUACCUUUAUCAAUACAACGUAGUAUUAGUACAUAUAAACAAAUGACUAUUGCACUACUUGUUGCUGACUUGCCUGGAAUCAUCAAUGAUACAUUGAUACCACCCGUUAACAUAACUAAUAUCGAGUUUAAAGAGCUCAUCCAGAAGCUUAAAAAUGCACUAGUCAAAGGUGAUUUGCAAAUACAGAAUGAUAAUGGAAUAUUUUACGUAUCACAGAUGGGUCAUUGCAUUGAUAUGAAAUGUCACGCAACAAUAGAUGAUAUUAUGGCUCCUCCAUAUGGUUCCAAGAAUUAUACUCUUAUAUUUUCAUAUGUUACACCAUUUUCACAAUCAUCAACAAUUCAUUCAAUAUGA